CAGACCUCUCUACCUGUCGCUUGGCCUGGCAAAAAUAAUAUUGAAUACAAAAAGUGUGAAAGCAACUGGUGCAUCAUGGACCGCUAUGCGGUAAGCUCGCUCAUCGGCCAAGGCUCCUUUGGCUGCGUGUACAAGGCGUACCGACGCGAGGAUGAUAAAGUUGUGGCCAUCAAAGUCAUAUCCAAGCGCGGGCGCUCAAAUCGUGAGUUGAAGAAUCUACGACGUGAAUGCGAUAUACAGGCGCGUCUCAAGCAUCCGCAUGUCAUCGAAAUGAUGGAAUCUUUCGAAUCGAAGUUUGAUCUGUUUGUGGUCACCGAAUUUGCUCUAAUGGAUCUACAUCGUUUUCUGUCCUUCAAUGGUUCCAUGCCCGAGGAGGAGGCACAGCUUGUUGUUUGCCACUUGGUGUCGGCAUUGUACUAUUUGCAUUCGAAUCGCAUUCUGCAUCGGGAUCUAAAGCCACAGAAUGUGCUGCUGGACAAGAAUAAGAAUGCCAAGCUAUGUGACUUUGGCUUGGCGCGCAACAUGACAAUGGGCACACAUGUGCUCACUUCAAUCAAGGGCACACCACUCUAUAUGGCGCCGGAGCUGCUGGCUGAGCAGCCGUAUGAUCAUCAUGCGGACAUGUGGUCGCUGGGUUGCAUAGCUUAUGAGAGCAUGGCGGGACAGCCGCCCUUUUGCGCCACCUCCAUACUGCACUUGGUGAAGCUGAUCAAGCACGAGGACGUCAAGUGGCCCAGCACUUUGAGUAGCGAUUGCCGUUCCUUUUUGCAGGGUUUACUUGAGAAAGAUCCUGGCAUGCGCAUAUCCUGGACGCAGCUGCUCUGUCAUCCCUUCGUCGAGGGCAAGCUGUACAUUGCCGAAGUGCAGGCGGCGCAGAGCUCACCAUUUAUUAAUCCACAGCUGCUCAAGAACAAAAAAUUGCAGCAAUCCAUCUAUAAAGGCGCAGAUUUGGGCGAUGUGCUGGCUGCACUACGGCUCAACGAGGGCCACAAUGAUAACUUAAUCAGCUCCCGGGAUAGCAUCAAUGCCAUAGCGCCCAGCGACAUAGAGCAGCUGGAAACGGACAUGGAAGACAAUGUGCAGCAGCUGGUGGUACCUUUUGCGGAGGUAUCCUACAACAAGGAUAUGCUGCCCAAUGUGGCAGCUGCUGGCGCUAUGCCACUGGUUAAUUCCCAAACUUGCUUUGUUAGCGGCAACAACAACAUGAUACUCAAUCAUCUCAAUGACAAUUUCGCCUUGGAUGCGCAUUCCACAAAUGCGGCCAGAUGCAGCCAAUCAAAGUCCAAGCUAAAGCUAUCCCAAAAGCAGUCGCGCAGCAAGGAUUUGGAAAAACGUAAGCUUAGCCAGAAUCUGGACAACUUUUCGCUGCGUCUGGGCCAAAGCAUUGACACCGAGGCGCAGCGUAAGACAACGGAGAUGCUCACACAGCAGUCACAGGUGCAAAGAGAGCAGCAGCAGCAGCAGCAGCAAAAUCAAUAUCAACAGCAACAGCAGCAGCAGCAACAACAGGAGAAAAAGUCACAGCAGCUGAAGCAGUCCAUGCACUCCACCAACGAAGAGAAGCUGAGCAGCGAAAACUCUCCGCCUUGUCUGCUGCCCGGCUGGGACAGCUGCGAUGAAUCACAGAGUCCGCCCAUUGAGAACGACGAGUGGCUGGCCUUUUUGCAUCGCUCCAUGCAGGAGCUAUUGGAUGGUGAGUUCGACUCGCUGAAGCAGCAUAAUCUGGUUAGUAUUAUUGUCGCACCGCUGCGCAACUCCAAGGCCAUACCCAAAGUGCUGCAAAGUGUGGCCCAGUUGCUUUCGCUGCCCUUUGUGCUCGCUGAUCCCGAGCUAACGCUGGAGGCCAUUAAGAAAGUGUACAUCGAUGUCAAGCUGGUGCCGAAUCUCAUGUACGCCUGCAAGCUGCUGCUCUCCCAGCGUCCGCUUACAGACUCGGCAGCAUCACUGCCAGCGGUCAUGGGCGCCUCGCUCAGCCGCACGCUGCGCAGUGUGAGCGAUCUCAGCGCCGAGGAAAUGAGCACCGCCUGUAGCUUAUACGAGCUCGUCUGCAAUCUCGCCCAUCAGAAUCAGCAGUUUCUCAGCCAAUUUUGCGAUGCAGUUGCUAUACUGGCGGUCAAUGAUAUGUUUAUCAACUUUUUGACCCAUGAUUUCAGUAAUGCGCAUAGCGUGCGCUUGGCCAGCUGCUUGCUCGCGUUGUUCUGCUGCGUGCUGCGCGAGCUGCCCGAGAAUGCGGAGCUUGUGGAGAAGAUUGUCUUUGACUCGCGGCUGCGUCUAGUGAGUCUGCUCCAGAGCCGUCAUCAGUUGCUGCGUCAACGCGCCUGUCAGCUGCUCAUGUUGCUGGCGCGCUUCAGUCUGCGGGGCGUGCAGCACAUUUGGAGCGCAGAGCUGCGAAGCGCGCUGCAGGCGCUGGCCGAGCAGGAGAAUAAUCCAUCGCUGCAGCGAGACGCUGCCCAGACACUGGACGAGAUUAGCCAAUUUACAUUCUUUGUGGCGCAAUCCUAGCAGUUUUUCUAUAAAGUGCAAUCUCGAUAAAUCCAUGUCGCAUUAACUCGAUUAACUACGAUCAUGCAAAGUUUAUAAAACUGUUGUCUAAAUGUUGCUAUUACAUUUAUGAAUGUCUAGAGUUUAGAGUUUAAGAAAACAAAACAUAUAUAUUUUAUAUA
Messenger RNA from Drosophila busckii, 2663 nucleotides. RefSeq names its product serine/threonine-protein kinase fused (gene fu). The coding region runs from base 76 to 2502 and encodes 808 amino acids. The transcript is spliced from 5 exons. Gene Ontology annotation, biological process: protein phosphorylation. Gene Ontology annotation, molecular function: ATP binding; protein kinase activity. NCBI's taxonomy places the organism in Eukaryota, Metazoa, Arthropoda, Insecta, Diptera, Drosophilidae. The record is from RefSeq and is a predicted model, not a curated record. Gene Ontology annotation, cellular component: cytoplasm.